CGUUGGAUAGGAUGAUUAAUGAGCUAGUGCUCUUAGCAAUCGUACGACUAACUCUAGUAUAUAAAGAGGAUAGGAAUUAACUUAAUCGUUAUUAAUUGUGUGACAAGUAGACUGUUUGGUUGUCGAUAUGGCUAAGUUACUGAUAUUCGCGUUGCUCCUUGUAGUUGUGGUGGCUUCGGUAGCAGCAUACCCAGGUGGUGGAGGCGGCGGCGGCGGCGGUUACGGAUACGGCGGAGGUUCCGGAGGAGGUGGUUACGGAAAUCACGGACACAACCACGGUGGACACGGCUACCACAACCGUGAUCACGGAAACCACAACCGUGGACAUCAUGGUCACCAUGGUCAUAAAUAAACAAAACAUAUUUUUGGCCUCUAACGCUAACAUGUUGACGAAUUUUAACAUAGAAUAGUUGUAAUAAAUGUGGCAAAAUGUC
Molecule: messenger RNA, 434 nt
Organism: Danaus plexippus (monarch butterfly)
Lineage: Eukaryota; Metazoa; Arthropoda; Insecta; Lepidoptera; Nymphalidae
Exons: 3
Coding region: 128-352 (74 amino acids)
Source: RefSeq, a predicted model, not a curated record